This is a messenger RNA of Salvia splendens (bonfire salvia), 516 nucleotides long. RefSeq lists its product as uncharacterized. The transcript has a single exon. The coding region runs from base 1 to 516 and encodes 171 amino acids. Gene Ontology annotation, molecular function: nucleic acid binding. Lineage: Eukaryota; Viridiplantae; Streptophyta; Magnoliopsida; Lamiales; Lamiaceae. The record is from RefSeq and is a predicted model, not a curated record. Gene Ontology annotation, biological process: DNA integration.
AUGCCCCAGGUCCCGGUGAUUGUCUGCGAAAUCUUCGACGUAUGGGGGAUGGACUUCAUGGGACGAUUUCCAUCAUCCUACGGGAACACAUAUAUACUGGUCCCAGUGGACUAUGUGUCUAAAUGGAUAGAAGCCAAGGCUACCACGACAUGUGAAUCGAAGGAGGUAGCGAAGUUUCUGAAAGCCAAUAUCUUCAACAGAUACGGAGUUCCCCGAGCCAUCAUCUCGGACCAGGGAACGCAUUUUUGUAAUCGCACCAUCGAGGCUCUGAUGAGGAAAUAUGGUGUGCACCAUAGGGUAUCUACCCCCUACCACCCUCAGUCUAACGACCAAGCUAAAAUUUCUAAUCGAGAGAUCAAGGCAAUACUGGAAAAGACAGUUAAUCCCUCGAGGAAGGACUGGAGUAAGAGGCUCGGUGAUGCAUUAUGGCCUAUAGAACUGCUUUCAGGACUCCUAUCGGAAUGUCGCCUUAUAGACUGGUAUUCGGCAAAAUGUGCCACCUGCCCGUGGGUAUAG